Rhinichthys klamathensis goyatoka is the source of this 3120-nucleotide messenger RNA. RefSeq names its product RTF1 homolog, Paf1/RNA polymerase II complex component (gene rtf1). The transcript is spliced from 18 exons. Gene Ontology annotation, cellular component: Cdc73/Paf1 complex. Lineage: Eukaryota; Metazoa; Chordata; Actinopteri; Cypriniformes; Leuciscidae. Bases 75 to 2111 code for a protein of 678 amino acids. The record is from RefSeq and is a predicted model, not a curated record. Gene Ontology annotation, molecular function: RNA polymerase II C-terminal domain phosphoserine binding; DNA binding.
GCUCUAGCGCCUUUGUGUGGAGGAGUGCGGCGCUGCUGUUUAAACACACACACAGGGGAGCCAGGCAGCUAACCAUGGUGAAUGUAAAGAAACGGAAAGGUCGGGUCGUGAUUGACUCUGACUCGGAGGAUAGUGCAAGCGAUGAUAAUUUGGAUCAGGAGCUGCUGUCUCUUGCCAAGAGAAAGCGUGUGGAUUCUGAUGAACAGGAAGAGCCUGUUAGUAAACCUGCCGCCUCCACGGACUCAGAGACAUCAGACAGUGAUGAUGAGUGGACUGUUGGAGGCACUAAAACCAAAAAGAAGGGGAAACCUAGCAAAGGGCCUGAAAAGAAGAACACAGUCAAGAAAAGAAAGGGCAAGACGGCUUCAUCCGGCAGCUCAAAUGGAGACAGUUCAGCAGAGAGUUCGGCUCCAGAGGAGGGUGAGGUGUCAGACUCCGACAGUAACAGCUCAUCCUCCAGCUCAGAUUCUGACUCGUCAUCAGAGGAUGAGGUUUUCCGGGAUGGUUAUGGAGAUGAUCUAAUGGGGGAUGAGGAGGACAGGGCCCGUUUGGAGCAGAUGACGGAAAAGGAGAGAGAACAGGAGCUGUUUAACCGUAUAGAGAAAAGAGAAGUCCUCAAGAGGAGGUUUGAAAUAAAGCAAAAACUGAAGACAGCGAAGAAGAAGGAAAAGGAAGAAAAGAAGAAGAAACAGGAGGAGGAGCAAGAGAAGAGAAAACUGUCUCAGGUCCCAGAUACUCAGGUGGUAAUGUCCCACAACAAAGAGAGGCGGAUCAAGAGAGAUGAGAAGCUGGACAAGAAGUCACAGGCCAUGGAAGAGCUGAAAGCAGAAAGAGAGAAGAGGAAAAACAGAACUGCUGAGCUCCUUUCCAAACGGCAGCCGCUGAAGACAAGUGAGGUCUACUCAGAUGAUGAAGAGGAGGAGGAAGAUGAUGAUGACAAGUCUUCAGUAAAGAGUGACCGCAGCUCAAGGUCUUCAUCUUUUGAUGAAGAGGAGGAGAAAGAGGAGGCUCCGCCCAAGUCCCAGCCAGUGUCAUUACCAGACGAGCUGAAUCGGAUCCGACUGUCCCGGCACAAACUGGAGCGCUGGUGUCACAUGCCGUUCUUUGCUAAAACUGUUACUGGUUGUUUUGUUCGAAUUGGCAUUGGAAACAGCAGCAGCAAGCCUGUUUAUCGGGUGGCUGAAAUCACUGAUGUUGUGGAGACGGCUAAAGUUUAUCAGCUUGGGUCCACACGAACAAAUAAAGGCCUUCAGCUCCGACAUGGAAAUGACAUGCGCGUCUUCAGACUUGAGUUUGUGUCCAAUCAGGAGUUCACUGAAAACGAAUUCAUGAAAUGGAGAGAGGCGAUGAUGUCAGCAGGAAUGCAGUUUCCUACUCUAGAUGAGAUCUCCAAAAAAGAGCAGUCCAUCAAGGAGGCGGUCAACUACAAAUUUAAUGACAAAGACAUUGAGGAUAUUGUCAAAGAGAAGGACAGAUUCCGAAAGGCGCCAUCAAACUACGCCAUGAAGAAAACACAACUUUUCAAAGAGAAGGCCAUGGCUGAGGAGAGUGGGGAUGGAGAAAAGGCGAAAGUACUGCAAGAUCAGUUGAAUGAGCUGGAGGAGAGGGCAGAAGCACUUGACCGACAGAGAACCAAAAAUAUCUCUGCUAUCAGCUAUAUUAACCAGAGGAAUCGGAGUUGGAAUAUUGUGGAGUCUGAGAAGGCAUUGGUGGCAGAGGGUCAGAACGCGAAGAACCAGCAGAUGGAUCCAUUCACCAGACGGCAGUGUAAACCGACUAUGGUGUCCAAUGCAAGAGAUCCCUCAGUUCAUGCCGCUAUUUUGGCUCAUCUUAACCAGAAAUAUGGUUCAGGCUCAGGCCAAGACAACAGCCAGCAGGCUAAUAAACAGGGCCAGGCUAGCCAGAAAGACAAAGACAUUAUCAAGCAAAACAGUGACCUCUCAGAGGACCUUUUCAAAGUUCACGACUUUGAUGUCAAAAUUGACCUACAGGUUCCUAAUGCUGAAUCAAAGUCUUUGUCGGUGAGUUCGAAUGCAUUGCCUGUUAAAGAUGGGGCGCCACGCCGAUCUCUCAACCUGGAGGACUACAAGAAGAGACGAGGACUCAUCUGACCUACGUUUUUAUCCACCCCUGCAUGAUUGGACACCUGUUCCAGGGGGUCUAAAGCUGCGGCCACCCCUGUGUGUGUGAGUGUGUUUGGAAAAAUGUGUGUGUGUGUGUGUGUGUGUGUGAGAGAGAGAGAGAGAGAGAGAGAGAGAGAGAGAGAGAGAGAGAGAGAGAGAGAGAGAGCGCGUGUAUGAUAAAGAGAAAGAAAAAGUGUGUACCUUUAAGGCUGAGCGUGUCAGAGACCGUAUGAGUGUGUAUGUAAAUGUUUCACCUGUUUGUAAGAGGAAAUAUUCAUGAAUAAUGAAAACUUUCAGGUCUUUUCCUGCAAAGGGUCACUUUUUGAGAGGUGAAAAUUUCUCUGCAUUAUUUACGGCGUGUGCCGGCGUGAGAACAGAAAUGCAUUACCUCUGAUUCUCCUUUUCUUACCAAUGUAUGCAGCUUAUUUUCUCCCUCUCAGACCCUCACAGAAACGACCCUUUUAUAUCCAAGCUUGUGAAUGACUAUCUCUAAGGACACUAUUAAAAAAGACGACACAAAUCUUGGGUUUUUUUGAAAGUUUUUUUUACUUGUCAGUAAUGUGAUUGGGUCUGCCUCGCUCCCUUGUUCCUCUUGAAAACUCGAAAGCUUUUCUUCACCCCAACCCUUGUGUAAUGGGGUUGUUAGGACAGCCCUGCUUAUCUCCGCUUUCUGGUUUAAAGGCCGAGGGGCCGACCAAUCAGAGGGGGAGUUACACAAUAUCAUCACACUCCCUAAAGAUAAACGUUUGUUUCAUGUAAGACAAUGAUCAAAAUAAACGUGUCUGCCAUGGGCAAGAAAACAUUGAGAAUUGAUGUAUCUUUUUUUGUUUUUACUGCUCCUUUUCUUCCACAUCCCUCUGUCUCCCGAGCUGAUGUAAGUGUUAUUGAUCAUUAAUUAUUGAUGAAGUCUUUUAGUCAGUUCGUAUAGUUGUGGCAUGCCUUGUAAAUAAGCGAUCUUGAGUGAGCGCUGCUGAUUAAAGGAGGAACUGUUUCAUAA